CACACCACACACCACACACACACACCACACACACAGACACACCACACACACACACCACACACACACACCACACACACACCACACAUACACACAGCACACACACACACAACACACAGCACACACAGCACACACACAGCACACACACACACAGCACACUCACACAGCACCUCACACACCACACAGCACACACACACAGCACACACACACCACACACACACACACACCACACACACAGCACACACACAGCACACACACACAGCACACACACACAGGACACACACACACACCACACACACAAGAAAAGGGUGCGGGUUAGUCGUGACGCCGAGCAAUCAUCACUGCCCAGUCACCUCCCACAGGUCUACGCCCAGGAGCAUCGGCGAAGAGGAUCAUCCGAGCCGGUCCUGGGGGGCCCUCCCCCCUCCUGGGGUGUCGACUCGCCUUCAGGUGUGAGCCACCGCUCCCGACCCCGGGGGCCAGGACACUGGACUUGCGGCGAGACGAUUGAGACGAUCCAGGCCGCACCGAACGGGGCGUCCGAUGAGUCGGGACCAAGACGCGAAGGCAUCGUCGCGAGCUCCGGGCCGCCGGUGACGAGGACGCUCGCCUUAGGUGGGCGGCCAUCACCGGGCCCUCUGGAGACGACUUGGUUCCUUGCCAGGCACCUGUCGGAGCGAGACGCCUACCUGGCCGAGGCACGCAACGGGGUCAAGGGGGGAGGAGGGGGGAGGAAACACCCCGCGAGACUCGGUGGCGAUACGAGCCAAGGCAAGCGAGACGACAUCCAGGUGCCCGGCCUACUGAGACAGGCCCUGCAAGGUCAUCCGGGCGUCUAGUCCGCAGGGAUGGAGGCGCUGCUGGGACCCCCGGGGGGCAGCUUCGUGUCCACGGGUCACCUUGAGGGGCCCCGCACGGCACCGACUCAGGCACCCCCUGAGGGAGCGACUGAGGUACCGGCUGACAUGACUCAGCAGCUACCCACUCAGGUGACCACGGAAGUAGUCGCUCCGGUCCCGACUGAGUUACCCCCUUCAGGCGCACGUUCAGGUAUCCCGUCAUGUACCCCCUGGGGUAUUGGCGCAGAUAUCCCCUCAGCUACCGAGUGAUCUAUCCCCUCAAGCACCCUCUGGGGUGUUGCCUCAGUCAUCCGCUCAGGUCCUGACUCAGAUACUCCCUCAGGUAGCCCUCGAGGUACCCCCUCAGGUGCCUCAAGAGAUAUCUCCCCAGCAACACACUGAGGUACCGACCGAGACAUCCCCUCAGAUAUCAUCUCAGGUAUCACCUCAGGUGUCCCCGCAGGUAUCAUCUCAAAUGUCCCCUCAGAUGUCAUCUCAGGUGUCCCCGCAGGUAUCACCUCAGAUGUCAUCUCAGAUGUCCCCUCAGAUGUCAUCUCAGAUGUCCCCUCAGAUACCAUCUCAGGUAUCAUCUCAAAUGUCCCCUCAGAUGUCAUCUCAAAUAUCAUCUCAGAUGUCCCCUCAGAUGUCCCCUCAGAUAUCAUCUCAGAUGUCAUCUCAGAUGUCCCCUCAGAUGUCCCCUCAGAUGUCCACUCAGAUGUCCCCUCAGAUGUCCACUCAGAUGUCCCCUCAGAUGUCAUCUCAAGUGUCUCCUCAGGUAUCAUCUCAGAUGUCAUCUCAGAUGUCCCCUCAGAUGUCAUCUCAGAUAUCAUCUCAGAUGUCCCCUCAAGUGUCCCCUCAGAUGUCCCCUCAAGUGUCCCCUCAGAUGUCAUCUCAGAUGUCAUCUCAGGAAUCUCCUCAGAUACCAUCUCAGGUGUCCCCUCAAGUGUCCCCUGAGAUACCAUCUCAGGUGUGCCCUCAGUUGUUAACCCCCGAGAUGUCGCCCGCGACCCGGGCCCUCAAGUCGGCCCUGAGGAGGUCACCGAAUGCGCAAGGGGUCACGGAGAGUAGCAGCAGCAGCGGCGGCGGCGGCGGCAGCAGCAGCGGCAGGAGCGUCGUGUUCGUCAUGGAGAGGAAUACCGUCAAAAUCUUCUCCAAGGAGGAGGAGGAGGACGAAGAGGAGGACAACGAGGUGAUGGACGAGGGGAAGCAAACCUCGAAGGUGUCUGGCGACGUCAACGGAGGAGAAGAAGAUGAUGAUAUCGACGAUGACGUUGACGGCCUGAGUCCCGCGAACCAUUAUCAGUACCCCCAUAAACAGCAUCGUCCUCUCAACAACAACAACACCACCACCACCCAUCACCGACCUCGUGAACGGCAACGCGGAGAGGAAAGAGCUCGCUAGGUCCAGCGGCGGCGUCGUCGUCGACGGCCGCGGCCUAGCCGAGGCCUCGCGAGCCCCCCUCCUCGCCUGCUCCUCCUCCCCGGCCAUGAUGCUGCGCCACCGGCCGCGGGGCAGCGUCUUCGCCGAGUCUCCCGCCUCGCGGUUGCGCCGCGCGGCCCCGGCGGGCGGGUUGAGCUCGUCGGCGUCGUGGAACCCGGCGUCUGGCCGGGGGCCGAUGUCCGUCAUCCCCAGGGUCUCGCCGGCGCGGGACGGUGCGGAGAAGCCUCUACCAGGCCUGGUAGAGGCCCGCGCCGUGGCCGCGGCAACCCUCUGGCACACACGCAGCCCCGUAUCCCGUACCCUCCUCCUCCUCGUCUACCCCGAACGGGGGUCUCGGCAAACACGAACACGGCCGCCGCCGCCGCGACCAGCUGUAUUGUCAUCGCCGCCGACUCACCUGGAUGGAUUUGUGUCACCUGGACACGCGGCUGACCGUGAGAGACUUGCACCCGGCCACACGGAGACAUCCCCGGCACCACUGGACCCUGUAAGUCAUAAACUCCACCAUUAACCUCCCCUCACCCCUCCGCCCCAAUGACCCUAACGCUGCCAAAACCUGACCCCCCUAACCUCAAGCUUAAACCGCCGCCUCGCCCUCAACGUGAGUGCUGACCCUGAACCUUCAAAGCCUCUAGUCCUGACCCUGUAAGUCAUAAACUCCACCAUUAACCUCCCCUCACCCCUCCACCCCAAUGACCCUAACGCUGCCAAAACCUGACCCCCCUAACCUCAAGCUUAAACCGCCGCCUCGCCCUCAACGUGAGUGCUGACCCUGAACCUUCAAAGCCUCUAGUUCCUGACUACUUCCAUCUGCAUACAAGUCCCCAUCGCCCCGUGUGGAACUCGACUUUGAACUCGUGCGAGGACUCCGCACAGAUGGACCACCAGAGUGGAGAUGGAGCGAUGUUUGCCAGUUGUUUGUGUGUGUGUGGGGGGGGGGAGCCUUCAUCCAGCAGUGCAUCGAGAAUGGCUGCUGAUGUGGUUUUGUGUUUCGUGGCUGUCGCGACGCGCUACGGACCCGGCGACCAGGAAUCCCCUAGGUCGACUCGGCCUCAAAUGAGUCACUUGGGGAGACAAAGGCGGCCGGGCGUGGUGCUGGCCCACUCACACCCCCUCGUGUGCCACAGUGCCGGCCUUCAUAGGUGCUGCUGCUGCUACUCGCUAAACAGCACUUGGCUCAACAUGCCAUUACAGGGUGGGAACAUUUUGUAUAUACAGUAUACGGUAUGCGUAAGUCGUUCUAUGAAAUGUUCUGCACUUGGGUAGGUGUCACGGGUUUUAUUAUUAUGUACAGAGGGGAUGGUAUUGGUUGUGGCCAUUAUGUGCCUGGGUGUUGGUCACGUGGGACGAGGGAGAGUGAGUUGAAAUCAUCAUCAUCACCGUGAGAUCAUCAUCAUCAUCAUCACCAUAAGAUCAUCAUCACCAUAAGAUCAUCAUCACCAUGAGAUCAUCAUCACCGUGAGAUCAUCAUCAUCACCAUAAGAUCAUCACCCUGAGUUCAUCAUCGCCAUUAUAACCCCGUUUAACCCAGAGUCUAAAUCAAUCAUCGUGAUUUAAAUCACCAUCACAUCGCGUCAUUAACAUCACCACCACCAUCGUCAUCAUCGCCACCGCUGCCGCGUUCUGGAGCAGUGUUCACUCAUUUUCAGAGGUGGGGGGCGGGGGAGGCAUUUCGUCGAUUAGAAGACAUCAUCAGUGUAAGGUUGCCUCCGCCACACGUUUGAAACCUUUGUGGGGGUUUGUGACAGCAUCAUCAUGUUGGGGGGGGGGUGCUUUCACUCACUGUGUAUUCAUCUUCUUGGUUCUUUCGGUAAAGUCACGUAGAAGAGAAGUAAUUAUUGUAUUAUGUUUUAUUUUUAUUAUUUUAUUACUUCCCUUCUACGUGACUUUACCGAAAGAACCAAGAAGAUGAAUCCCUGCAGUCACGAAAGCUUUAAAUCGAAAUUCACUGUGUAUUGUCGGGGGCCGGACUAAAGACCAACAGCGGGCACCAUUGGACCCCGCGGGUCUUGCAAUGAAUAACAUUUUUAUAUCAUCAUCGAUAACCCUCGUCUCCAUCAUGAUCAUCAUCUAAAUCACCACCACCAUCAUCAUCAUCGUUGAAAUCAUUAUCAUCCGAACCCCAUGUCGCCAUCAUCAUCAUCAUCUACGCACCUUAAUCAUCACCACUGCCUUCAUCAUCAGCAUUAUCUACUUUUGAAAAUCACCAUCAUCACCCUAAGUCACCAUCACCUAUAAUAUCAAAUGUAUCAUCACCACCACCAUCAUCAUCAUCUACACAUCCGGAUCACAAUACAUUUCCAUCAUUUACACAUCUUAAUCAUCAUCACCACCGCCAUCACCAUUACCUACAUAUGAAAAACACAUUCCUGCUGCGGAGGGAGCUGGUAGGAAUGUUGGGUUGCUCGGUCAAUGGCCUGCAGGGUCAACGGCGGCGUGGUGUAUUCCACAAAUAUGCCCGACUGUGAGGGCGGGCACAAGCCGGCGUGAGUAGGUGAAACGUUGAGUUUUAUACGGGCACCACGGGGUGACCAGCCCCUCCCCACCCAGCCCCACC
This is a messenger RNA of Lethenteron reissneri (Far Eastern brook lamprey), 4834 nucleotides long. Its product is annotated as cip1-interacting zinc finger protein-like. The record is from RefSeq and is a predicted model, not a curated record. NCBI's taxonomy places the organism in Eukaryota, Metazoa, Chordata, Hyperoartia, Petromyzontiformes, Petromyzontidae.